GGGAAGCAGAAGGACGGAUCACCGUUUGGAGAAUACGGAGGCUGGUACAAAGCCUGCAAAGUCGACAGCCCCACAGUGACCACCACCCUGAAGAACCUGGGCGCCCUCUACAGGCGGCAGGGCAAGUUCGAGGCGGCCGAGACUCUGGAGGAAGCUGCCAUGCGUUCCAGAAAGCAGGGUCUGGACAAUGUGCAUAAGCAGCGUGUGGCCGAGGUCCUGAGCGAGCCGGAGGCCCGCGAGAAGCAGCGAAGCCGUGAGAGCUUGACCUCUGACACGGUGAAGUACGAGAGCGGGCCAGACGGUGGCGAGGAAGUGAGUAUGAGCGUGGAGUGGAACGGGGUAAGUACAGUACACAGCCCUCAACACCAUACCACCGAGA
Scomber japonicus (chub mackerel) is the source of this 379-nucleotide messenger RNA. RefSeq names its product kinesin light chain 1-like. Lineage: Eukaryota; Metazoa; Chordata; Actinopteri; Scombriformes; Scombridae. Gene Ontology annotation, molecular function: kinesin binding. The transcript has 3 exons. The annotation marks the transcript as partial. The record is from RefSeq and is a predicted model, not a curated record. Gene Ontology annotation, biological process: axo-dendritic transport. Gene Ontology annotation, cellular component: membrane-bounded organelle; cytoplasm; kinesin complex.